GACGGCGGAAGGGCGGGCCUACGGCGCGGCGGCAGGGGGCGGGGCCGAGAUGGUAACGGACGCGCCCGGGAGCCGCGCUGCAGGGAGGGCUAUCGUGUGACCGCUGCCGCAGGCGCUUGCUCGGAGUAGCCCUGCGGCUCCGCUUCUGCCAUGAUGAUCCACGGCUUUCAGAGCAGCCACCAGGACUUCUCCUUCGGGCCUUGGAAGCUGACGGCGUCCAAGACCCACAUCAUGAAGUCUGCGGAUGUGGAAAAGUGAGGCUGUGGGGCGGGGCUGGGCCGGGUCGGGCCGAGCGGAGCGGAGCAGAGCCCGGGCUGGGCUGGGGGGUGUGACGGUCUCGGUGCAGCCUCACGCGGUACUUGGGGCCGCAGGCUCGGUCCCUCUGACCGACCGUUGAUUGACAACUUCAGUAAAUGGUCCUGUCCCCUGCUCGCGGCGACCUCUGCUUGCUGGAACUGUCGCUUCGCAGGGUUGAACUGAGCGAGGCUGUUUUGGUGGACUUUACCUAAACCUCGCCGCUCCUUUUUUUCCUACCUAAGCCUGCGCAACCUUUCUGGGCGCGAAGACCUGUUCCCUUGCGGGCAAUGACGGAAAUGGUUAGCUGACGAGCUGCACAUGCCAUCCCUCCCUGAAAUGAUGUUUGGAGACAACGUUCUAAGGAUCCAGCAUGGCUCUGGCUUCGGAAUAGAGUUCAAUGCUACGGACGCACUGAGAUGUGUGAACAACUAUCAGGGCAUGCUCAAAGUAGCUUGUGCUGAAGAGUGGCAGGAAAGUAGGACGGAGGGUGAACACUCCAAAGAAGUUAUUAAACCAUAUGACUGGACCUAUACAACAGAUUAUAAAGGAACGUUGCUUGGAGAAUCUCUUAAGUUAAAGGUUGUACCUACAACAGAUCAUAUAGAUACAGAAAAAUUGAAAGCCAGAGAACAGAUUAAAUUUUUUGAAGAAGUUCUCCUGUUUGAAGAUGAAUUGCAUGAUCAUGGUGUUUCCAGCCUGAGUGUGAAAAUUAGAGUGAUGCCUUCCAGCUUCUUCCUGCUGUUGCGGUUUUUCCUGAGAAUUGAUGGGGUGCUCAUCAGAAUGAAUGACACGAGGCUUUACCAUGAGGCUGACAAGACCUACAUGUUACGAGAAUAUACAUCCAGAGAGAGCAAAAUUGCUAAUUUAAUGCAUGUUCCACCUUCCCUCUUCACGGAACCUAAUGAAAUAUCACAAUAUUUACCAAUUAAGGAAGCAGUUUGUGAGAAGCUCGUAUUUCCAGAAAGAAUUGAUCCUAACCCCGUGGACUCACAAAGCACGCCCUCAGAAUAAAAUGUGGUACAGCAGACUCUCUCCAUGCGGAACCUGACUGGAUACCUUGGCUAUUUGUAGGGGUAUUUUUAUUAUGAGAAUUAAUUUCCUUGCUUAUGCGCAGAUUUUCUGUAGCCUUUAAGGAAAAUAAAAGAUUGCUGCAGGCAGGUUCCGCUCAACUCCUGUUUAUCCUGUCUGUUUUCAAGUUCCUGCUCCAGAGAGAGAUGUGCUCUGGAGCUUACAUCAGCAGUGAUGUGUGUGGGUCUCAUGAGGGGACAUGGUCUGCAUCCGGCCUGAAGCAUCGUCUUCACUGUGAGGAGUCUGACUAUAAGGCCGUCACUGAGCCCCGAUGCCUGGGACCUGCCGGCCGCCAUAGGAUGCUGACUGCAUGCUGAUGUGCUACUCUGGCUCUUGGCUGUGGGCUUUCUGGUGUUUGUUCGCACUUACGGAGAGUUGUGACAUGUCACCUACAAAAUUAAUCUUGUAUUAGUCAUUAGUUGGAGUUUCUGGGCAACAUAUUGUGUGUGUUUGUACACACAAGUAUUUUUUAAAUCUUUUCAUUUAAAUGUCUUUGUCUCUGAGUAGUGUUAGAUUACUUAUUUUGAUAAUUCAUUGUUAAAAAUUGUGGAGAAUUAAAAUAAAAUAAUUGACUUUUUAAAAAAAAAUUAAAGAGGUGGGCGGUGGGGAGGAGGAGUGUGCAUCUGAAGACUGUAUUAGUGUAUUCCUGUGAGGAGUACCCAGGUGUGUCCUUGGCCAUUUCUAAAUAUGACAUAUGCCAUUUUAUAUUUAUUUGUCCAAGUGUCUUUUGUAAGAGGAGAAUAAAUAAUAAGGAAUUAUGUAUUCAUAGUUUGCUGUUUCUUUCAGCUUUUCUUAGACUUACUUGAAGAUUGGAUUAGGAUGUAUCGUUCUCAUUCAUUUAUUUUGUUCUGAACCCGUUCAGUAUUGCAGACACAUUUCCCACGCAGAUUACAAAUGGAAGCUGCUAGUUAUGAACUCGAUCCCCUAGUUCGUUCGCCUUUAAGUGCCUGUCUUUCUUCUCCCUCUGCUCCUUACACUCCUGAGGGCACUUUUAAGUAGUCAGAACACAUGGGUACAUGUCAUGCAUAGCAUCCCCUUCAGUUCUGAGUACCAUGUUCUCUGCUGUGGCAUAAGGGAUUACAUAAUGAAGCGAUAGAGUGUAGUUGGUCCUUUAUACCGUGAGUGCUGUGUAUGUGGAGUCAUCCGGCUCCUCAUCAAACAGUUGAAAACAUCCCAUCGAUUCUGACCACGCACAGACUUUUUGUCGUUAUUCCCUGACUGUCAGAGUUUUAGCUAUUUGCCAUGUAUUAGGUAUUAUGAGUGAAAUACAGGGUAAUUUACAGUCUAUGAGAGGAUCUGAUGGCUUAUUUUUUAUUUUGAUAUUUAUGUGAGUGUGAACCAAAUCUCCUAUGGUGACGGAGACAACUUUCUGUGGGGUUAAGGUCCGCCAGAGAAUACAGAAGCAUCUACAUGUGGUGUCAGAUGCGAUGGCAGAAAUAACAGCUUGAGAAAGAUGGGAGGAGCGACUUUGGUAUUCCUCUCUGCUUUUGAAGAAGCUGUCGCAGGCCUUGAGAUUGUCAUUACCAUAACCAGGGAAAAAGCCAGGCAGUCAAAAAAAUUACCACGCCUUGAACAACUGAAAGUGGGAUUGCAAAACAAACUGAAUCUCAAAGAAUGGGAAGCUCCAAGGAGAAAAAGGACAGAGACUGCCUCCUCUUCAGAGCAUAAGAGAAAGGUGGCUAAUAUAGCCACAGCCAACAUCUUACUUCAAGAUAAUCACAUCAUUUCCUCUUCCCUUCCAUCCUCUCAGCCUGUCAUAUGCUCCUCCAUGCUCUUUAAAUUCAUACAUGCAUGAGUGUCUGUCUAGGUUCUAAAUAUAUAAGUACAACCUGCCCAGGCUGUAUCAUGUUACUUGCAUGUAUGUUUUCAGGGCUGACCAUUUGAAGUUAGAUAACUAAAUUAUGCUGUUCCCUGGGGAAGACUGUUUGCACCUGUCUCGACAUUCCUUA
Messenger RNA from Mus caroli (Ryukyu mouse), 3314 nucleotides. RefSeq names its product TOR signaling pathway regulator (gene Tiprl). Gene Ontology annotation, cellular component: cytosol. The record is from RefSeq and is a predicted model, not a curated record. Gene Ontology annotation, biological process: TOR signaling. Lineage: Eukaryota; Metazoa; Chordata; Mammalia; Rodentia; Muridae.